This is a messenger RNA of Spodoptera exigua (beet armyworm), 3141 nucleotides long. The record is from the annotation of a GenBank genome assembly. Lineage: Eukaryota; Metazoa; Arthropoda; Insecta; Lepidoptera; Noctuidae.
AUGGGGAGAAAGACAUUAUUCGCGGCCAUGUGCUGGCUGACUUUAAGUCAAGCCUUGAGUGAUAAAACCAGUAAAAGUGUCGCAGCGAAAGACAAUGUAAGUGCAGCAAGUGCUCCUCGCCUGUACGGCAACGUUCCCCUCGGAGUGUACGCCAGCGCCGCGCCGUACGCGGCCUACUCGUUCCACCUGCCUCAGUUUGUCGCCGCACCGAAGACAGCCGCCUCGCAAGUGGCUGCAGUCAAACAGAAGCCAGUGAAUCAGAACAUUAACACUUACUUGAUGGAUUCAUACGGGAACAGAUACUUUGAAUCCCCCCAGCAACUGCCAUACAAAGCUGCAUUCUCGCAACAAUAUGUGUCGCUCCAACCCACGCUCCCAGAACAUUUGGCCCAACCGUUAGUUGCAGCUUCGCCCAACUUCCAAUUCCAACAGUCAGGGCCGCAAGUGUUCUUUGGCGCGCCGAUCAGAGUCGCGCCACUGCAGAAUCCGGCGCCGACGCCUCUCCAUCAAUUUCCCACCUUCGGACGCUUAGUGUAUGCAGACAAAGUGCAAAGUUUGGCGCCAUCUUCAAUUUUGCAAAGCCAUGGUUAUAAAGUUCCAACAGCCCAACAACAAUCAAGCAAUAAUAAAGCGGUUUUCUCCAAUACGGAAUCACACGAGCAAUAUGUUAAUUUAAAAGAUGAACCUAAGUUUCAACGACAGCAACAAUCUCAAAUAAUUGUUGGCAAACCCAAGUCAGAGAACCAGCAGGUGGCAUCGCCUGCUAGUGCAAGUGAAACAAAGUUCCAGCGCAUACACGAAAUACCCAAGGAAGUUCGAGGUCAUACACAAUUUCAACGUCUACAAGAACAACCUCACACUUCCGAGGAACAUAACUCUGAGGGUGUACAAGAGAGUCCAAUACAUCAGGGAGGAAAUACUCACAGUGUUCAUAACAAUAAAGCUCAAAUACAAUCUGCGCCCACAAAGCAGGCGACGUUCACGUACGUCAAUGAUGUCAAUGGGAAGAAGUCUGUUGUAAAAGUGCAAAGUGAACCUAUCCCUCUACUAGAUUUGACUCUGCUUGAGCCGUUGACUUUUAAGAAUCCUCUCGUCCCUCAAGUACAACAUUUCUUACCGAGAAUCAACCAAGCCACAUACCAAAAACUGCCACAGCCAAAUUUAGAUGGUGUUAAAAAUUAUCAAAAAGAAUUUGUGGUUCAAAAGACUAUGUCUUAUGACAGCAGAAAUGUUAACGAAAAACCACAGAAAAGUGCAAAUAAGAAGAAGGAGAAGAAACCAACACUUUCCCACAAACAAAGCAAAAAGAAUGAUGUACCGAAGAAAACACACCACGAGACGCUAGAUGAUGCUCCCGAAAUUGUUUAUGAAAUUAAUGCUCCUGGGCAUAAGGAGACUUACAUAGAAAAGGCCAUAAGUUACAACAAGGAGACCCAGCCUGAACCAGUUCAUUAUAGUUAUGGAUCUAAAUCUGAAAAAGCACCAGUUACUUAUAGUUUUUCACGUUCGUCUAAAGAUCCGGGUCAGGUCAACCAAGUUCGAUACUAUGGCAAGGCUCAAGGUCCAUCACCCCUCGUUUAUAAUUUUAAACCGGAGGAACUGCACAAGGAAGCACAUGACCACAAAAACGUCCCAAACAGCGAGUCCCAUAGUCACGAAGACUCUGCUCAGCAAUCAGAAGACAGUGGUCCAGGUUAUCAAAACAAUUAUGACGACCAUCCUAAAUCGUCUGAAGAAUAUGAUGAAACACCACACAAGGAACAAAGUCACUACCACAGGCCAAGCCAGUCAACCAAUGAUGAAUCACAGGAGCAUCGAUCGAAUGCUGAUACAUCAAAAUACAACACUGCACCGGUACAACAUACGGGACAUUUUAAUGUUGACCCCAUAGUACAGGAAUAUGAAGAGGACAUACGUCUGCUCGCCAAUGCUCAAAUAAAGGUGGAUCCCACACAACAUGUCCCUCACGAGGAAUCUGAACACCACGCACGCGCUCAUCAGCGAGAGCAACAGUCCGAGGCGCCGCGUACACAUCAACACUCGUCCCCGCAGAAACAGCCGCAUCAACUACCACCGCCACAAUCUCAUCAUCAUUACUCCUCUCCCCAGUCUGAAUCCCACAAUGCUCAAGCACAUCACAAUCACGGAGACUUAAAUCGCCAUCACCUUCCUUCCCCGCAGAAGGAAUCGCAUUCAUCGCCAUCACCGCAGUCUCACAUCCAUUUCUCAAACCCGCAGCAUGAAUCACAUAAGGCUCCAGCCGCUCAUAUCCAUGAGAAAUCAAAACGCAUUAUUAUUCACGAUGAAGCUCCGGAUGAAAGGCACAUGCACCGAGAACAGAUGAAGGAAGAAGUAUUUGACCGGGAAGAAAACAACGAGGAAGACUUUGAAAAGGCAUACAAAAAUGCUGCGUUUGGUUUUCCGGCCUACAGCAAGGAAGCACUAGAAGCGGAAGAAAAAGAUAUCUUCGAUCCCGAAAGUUACGGAGUGCCACCAGACCACAUCGAGUACAACAUUGAGGAUACGCCAUUUCAACAAUAUCAGGAAGAAGGCGACGAGUUUCCCAAAGAGGCUCGUGCCAGAUAUAAAGACUCCAGGGACAAAAUGAAGGAAGGUUAUUACACGGAUUAUUCAAUUAGCAAGCCCGAGAGUUUGCUCGAUCGCUACCAGAACAAGUUAGGUUAUUACAAGUUGUACAAGCAACAGAAACCCGAUUAUUACGUCGCCGAUGGAGACGACAACGACAAAAAGAAACAGAAACCGAAAUUCGCGCAAUACUCGGUUGCACCUACUUUCGAUUUUCAUUCCAAGAAUGAAGAAAAAGGAAAGUCGUAUUACGGUCACCCCAAGCCUAAACAACAGUUGUAUGAGUACGACUACUCCGAGGGCACGCCGCGAGACAACUCGGCGUUUGCAUCGCGGCCCUACCAGAGGUACAAGACCAAGACAAACUUCGUAGAGCCACAAUUCCAAUACGGUUUCGAACCGUUAUCGAUACCAAAGCUCCUUGACAGCGAGUUGGCCGCGAUGGCCAGCGUGCAUAGGCCUGAAAGUGAAAAGCCGGGCAUGAGGAAGAAAGUGUACAAAGAAAACUGGUACAUUAAGAAAACUAGCACAGCAGGUGGGGUGCCAGCUAGCUGA